Molecule: messenger RNA, 754 nt
Organism: Dicrocoelium dendriticum
Lineage: Eukaryota; Metazoa; Platyhelminthes; Trematoda; Plagiorchiida; Dicrocoeliidae
Source: the annotation of a GenBank genome assembly
GAAAGAAGUGAUUGGUUCAGUCAUAUUCACAGCUGUGUUGUAGUAGUUUACCCUGUCGUUUUAGUCAGUCGUAGCACUUCGUCGCUCACUUCUUACGGGGCCACUACGGGAGCUGCCGAAGCAAAACCAUGGCUCGGGGUUUGCGAAUAGUCUUCAUUAUAUCCGUGGUUAUCACUUUACUCAUGUCGAUUGUUUUCCUUGGGGUUCGGGGAUCAAGCCGAUCUUCCACUGACCAGGAGCGGACGGCUAUUGCGUUCGCUGCGAUGACUCUCAUAGUACUAUUCGUAGCGGCCGUAAUGUUCAUCAUUUUGUUCUUCGCGUGCUCGGACAAAUACCGCGCAUUCAUGCUAGUGAUCCUUAUUCUCUGUGUGCUCGCAUUUUGCUUCCUAUGUAUCGCAACUGCAUGUGCGUAUGCACCAGCUAAGCCGGCGUACGGAGCAUGGGGGUUAUCCGGAGUGUGGACAUGUGUUAUAACCGUUGUUUGCGGGAUAUGCCUCUAUGUCGCGGAAGACUGAAUGCAAUGCAUCAAAUGAAAACUAAGAGGAAAUUAGUACUUGAUGUCUAAAACGAACCAAAAUGAUUGCAUCGUAAACAUCUUUUGGCUCUCCUGACUUACGAAAUUUGCUUCUGUUCUUUAUCCGUAACAUUCAUUCUAUGUAAAUCGUGUGCAAGAAGCAAGACCUCAUUUUCCUUAAUUUCAGCACAUUUAUUUUUCGCUGUUUAUUGGCCCAACAAAUAAACUUUCUACUCAUUA